AUGGCUGGAUAUUCAACGAAAGGAGCUCCAACAAAUGGAUCAGUCUACGUUUCCAAUCUCCCAUUAGGAACUGAUGAGAAUAUGUUGGCUGAGUAUUUUGGAACCAUUGGGUUGCUUAAGAGAGACAAACGAACUGGUACUCCCAAGGUAUGGCUGUACCGAGACAAAGAGACUGAUGAGCCGAAAGGAGAUGCUACUGUUACCUAUGAGGACCCGCACGCUGCUUUGGCUGCUGUCGAGUGGUUCAAUAACAAAGAGUUUCAUGGAAGCAUCAUUGGAGUUUUCAUGGCCGAGUCGAAGAAUAAAAAUGCAGUUGAUGCGACUGAGUUUGCUGGAUUCGAGGAGGGUGAUAAGGAGAUAAGCGAAGGUGCUGGAAGGGGGAGAGGUCAGGCUGAUUCUUCCGCUAAGCCAUGGCAGCAAGAUGGUGACUGGAUGUGCCCUAAUACAAGUUGUACAAAUGUGAAUUUUGCGUUCCGUGGUGUGUGCAACCGCUGUGGAACUGCUAGACCAGCUGGUGCAUCUGGUGGCAGCAUGGGGGCUGGUGGUCGUGGAAGGGGUCGAGGUGGAGGUGCUGACGGUGGGCCACCAGGCAAGCAGCCUGGCGCUUCUACUGGUCUUUUUGGUCCAAAUGAUUGGUCUUGUCCAAUGUGUGGCAAUGUCAACUGGGCUAAGCGUUUAAAAUGUAAUAUCUGCAACACCAAUAAACCGGGUCAGAAUGAAGGUGGUGUGAGGGGAGGUCGUGGUGGUGGUUACAAGGAACUGGAUGAGCAAGAAUUAGAGGAAACAAAGAGACGCAGGCGUGAGGCUGAAGAAGAUGAUGGUGAAAUGUAUGAUGAGUUUGGCAAUCUAAAGAAGAAGUACCGUGUUAAAACACACCAAGCUGACACCAGACCUGCUGUUGCCGCUGGUCGUGCUGGGUGGGAAGUCGAGGAACUAGGGACAGGCAGAGACAGGCAAAGAGACCGUGGCGAUAAGCGUAGAGAUCAUCACUACGAUAAGGAUAGACGCAGGAGCAGAAGCAGAAGCCGAGAGAGGGAAAGAGGCAAAGAGCGUGACUAUGACUAUGACCAUGAUCGGGACAGAGACAGAGACAGAGAUUACGGUCGUGGAAGCAGGUACCGUAUCUGA
This is a messenger RNA of Microthlaspi erraticum, 1128 nucleotides long. Lineage: Eukaryota; Viridiplantae; Streptophyta; Magnoliopsida; Brassicales; Brassicaceae. The record is from the annotation of a GenBank genome assembly.